AUCUUCAGAAUCAGGGCCAGAAUCUCCCCCUAAUGCUAUGUCUCCUGCUGACAACAGGGAUCCUCAAGUGUAUUAUGAUCUCUCUGGAAUGCUGGAAAAACCUCGAUGUGCAAAUGUGAAUUUAUUCAAUGAGACAACUAGUCUGUUUUCAUCAACUGAGACUGCACGUAGAUGUAGCAAUGCAUCAUAUGAUACCCCUAGCACAGGAUAUACUCCAGUAUCCAGUGUGGAAGGCAACCAGUCAUCGCUCCUAUCUCCACCACUGUUUGAAAGCAGCAGCGAAAACCAAAAUCAACCUGAAGGUGAUUUAUCAACAGCGAUAAAAAGUAUCUCUGAUUUGGAUCCUUCUUUCAAACAAGAUGAUGUGUGUGAGAAAUCUAGUAUGGAGACUGUGCCCUCAACCCCAGGCAGUAGCAGACAACAUAUUGCCAUGUCCCCAACCUUUGGACUUUAUAAUGAUGAACUACAAAUGGCAACUGAUGCAAUCGCAGCUGAGGAGAUGGAUGAAAUAUUAGGAUCACCAUCAUAUGGUGUACAGGUCUCUAAUGAUGCAAUUGCUGCUGAGAAUGAAAUGCUAACUUCCCCUGACUGUGCUAUUGACAAUAUACUAACAUCUCCAGGCUUUCCCAACCCUGAC
Messenger RNA from Owenia fusiformis, 637 nucleotides. Lineage: Eukaryota; Metazoa; Annelida; Polychaeta; Sabellida; Oweniidae. The record is from the annotation of a GenBank genome assembly.